AUGUUGCAUGCAUAUCCUAUAACAUAUACUCCCCAUCCUAAUCAGGCUAACCUUAGAAUUGCUACUCAUAUUGCUAUUUCUUUUUCCAAUCUUAAAGAAUUAAAAACAGCUGCUGCUCAAUAUGGUGCAACCGCACCAUAUACUACUGCUAUUUUAGAAACAAUUGCAGCUGAGGUCCUUCCUCCUUGGGACUGGAAAGGUUUAGCUAAAGCUACCCUAACAGGAGGAGAAUAUUUGCUAUGGCUCACGGAUUUUGUAGAUUCUUGUUAUGAUUAUUCUCAAAAACCACAUUUUCGCCAGCAAGGAAUUACUCAUGAAAUGUUGGCUGGUACAGGACCGCAUGUUGAUUUAGCACAACAACUAGCUUAUCCUGCCGCAGCAUACGAUGCCAUUAGAGAAAUUGGCUUAAAAGCCUGGAAGGGAUUACCUAGACAUGGAACUUCUAGGGAAGAAUUAACUAAAGUCCGACAGGGACCAGACGAACCUUAUCAUGAUUUUGUGUCUCGUUUGUUACAAACUUCAUCUAGGCUCAUACAAGAUACUGAUUCAGCAAUGAUUUUAGUUAAAGAAUUAGCCUUUGAAAAUGCUAAUAAUAUUUGUCAAUCUAUUUUAAGACCUUGGAAAAAUAAAUCAACAUUAAAUGACUAUAUCAGAUUAUGUUCUGAUGUUAGCUCUGGGUAUAUUCAAGGCAUAGUCACUGCCGCAGCACAACAGGGCAAACCUGUUGAGCAAGUUUUAGCUGCAAUGCAAUUUAAGAAAAACAGAAGGGUUGCAGGCUCUCCUGGUAGUUGUUUUCAUUGCGGUCAAAUGGGACAUCAAAUGAGCCUGUACCUCGGUGGAUUCAGGAACGCUGUGUUCGACAUGCCAAAAACGAAGAAAGGCAAGUUCCGAAAGAGGUUUCAACACCUAAUGCUGACACCACGACAACCUCGACAACAACAACAAAAUCUUGAUUACUGA
Colius striatus (speckled mousebird) is the source of this 960-nucleotide messenger RNA. Its product is annotated as endogenous retrovirus group K member 5 Gag polyprotein-like. Gene Ontology annotation, biological process: viral process. The coding region runs from base 1 to 960 and encodes 319 amino acids. The record is from RefSeq and is a predicted model, not a curated record. The transcript has 2 exons. NCBI's taxonomy places the organism in Eukaryota, Metazoa, Chordata, Aves, Coliiformes, Coliidae.